Molecule: messenger RNA, 1497 nt
Organism: Aspergillus melleus
Lineage: Eukaryota; Fungi; Ascomycota; Eurotiomycetes; Eurotiales; Aspergillaceae
Product: putative aldehyde dehydrogenase
Exons: 3
Coding region: 1-1497 (498 amino acids)
Molecular function (GO): aldehyde dehydrogenase (NAD+) activity
Source: RefSeq, a predicted model, not a curated record
AUGAGCUCAAUCAGUCUAACAGGCCGAGAGGGUCGCCAGGUUAGUAUCCCAUCCGGCCUCUUCAUCAACAACCAAUUUGUCCCCAGCAAACAAGCCUCCGUGCUCGAGGUCCAGAACCCCUUUUCAGGCGAGAUCCUCGGCUCCAUCUCCGCUGCCGAGUCCGCAGAUGUCGACGUCGCCGUUGACGCUGCCAGUCACGCAUUCCAAACCUGGCGAUAUGCCUCCGCAUCCAACAGGCAAGCGCUGCUAAAUCGACUCGCGGACUUGGUUGAACGCGAUGCGGACGAAUUCGCGACGAUCCACGCCCUGGACGGCGGCUUCGUCUACGAUGACGUGAAAGCGUUCGAUAUCUCGCAAGCCUGCGAGACCCUUCGCUACUUCGCCAACUGCACCGAGAUCUCCGGUCGGGUUGUCGAUGUCCCUGGUGGGAAGGGCGUGGUUCGUAAGGAGCCGAUUGGAAUCUGCGCGGCUAUCGUGCCGUGGAAUGCGCCGCUGAUGAUCACAAUCUGGAAGCUAGCGGCGGCUCUCGCGGCGGGCAACACACUCAUCAUCAAGUCCCCCGAGGCCGCUCCCUUGUUCGGACAGAAACUAGGCCAGUUGAUCGUCGAGGCUGGAUUCCCUGCCGGCGUGGUCAGCAUCUUGUGUGGCCUGGGCACCGUGGCAGGCAAGGCAAUCGCGGAGCACAUGCGCAUCCGCAAGAUCGCGUUCACCGGAAGCACGCCCACCGGACGGAGCAUUCUUCGUGCGUCGGCAAACUCGAACCUGAAGAGGGUGUCCUUGGAGCUCGGUGGAAAGAGUCCUUCGAUUGUCUUCGAUGACGCCAACCUGGGCAACGCGCUGUUCUGGAACCUGGUCGGCUCCAGCGCCAACAAUGGCCAAGUCUGUGCGCUUGGGUCGCGAAUCUACGUUCAGGAUGGUAUCUACGACCGUUUUGUCGAAGGUUUGGUGUCGCGUGCUCGCCAGAUGCCUGCCGUCACGGGCAAUCCACUUCAAAAGGGCGUCACGAAGGGCCCGGUGAUUAACAAGCAGCAACACGAUCGCAUUCUAUCCUAUCUAGAAAAGGGCCGACAGGAAGGCGCCAAAACUAUCCUCGGUGGUACCGGCACCGCUCAAGGAUCAAGUGGAUUCGUCGAAAACACUAUCUUGACCGAUGUAGGCGAGGACUUCACCAUUGUGAAGGAAGAGAUCUUCGGACCCGUGGCAACGGUGCACCGGUUUUCCACCGAGGACGAGGUCAUUGCCAAGGCGAAUGACUCUGAAUAUGGCCUGAGUGCCGCCGUCUUCACGGAGAAUAUUCAUCGUGCAGACCGCGUGGCGAACGCGCUGGAGUCGGGACAGGUUACUGUCAACUGUUGGGGGAUGAUGACGCCCAGCAUGCCUUUUGGCGGCGUGAAACAGAGUGGCUUUGGUCGGGAUAUGGGCGAGGAGGCGCUGGAGGCUUGGUUGUCGGUCAAGGCGAUCAAGUAUUGGUCGUUGACCGAGAAGGCGAACCUGUAA